GGUUGUUGCCAUUCUCGUCUCUUCUCCCUUUUGUGCGCAGCAACAGUAGCAAAUGUAUCAACUAUAUAUAUAGCUAUAUAUACAAUGUGUAUAUGCAGCAGCGGUGGGCACAAGAGGGAGGCUAUAUAAGCGAGCAGCGCAGCGCGUGUAGUGCCAACAGUCCCAUACAAGAGAGCAACGAGGACGCGCAGCUACUGCGCGAGUCUGCACCGCUAUAUACAGUAUAUAUAUACCCCGAAUAUCCAUUCGCAGCUAGUGUUUACAUGUAGUCUUUGUGUCGUCGGAUAUAGAGCGUGCGCGAUACACUUACAUUCGUACAUACACAUUUUCUCUGUUUUCUUGGAUUUCAAACGGUCUUGGAAUUUCUCGACGAUCUCUGGAUCAUCGCUCCAAGCACAAAGGUAGUCGCGAAGCACAGUCAGAACGGAGUUUGCAGCAAAUUGCAGCCGAACUUUUGACAAGCAAAGAGUUGUCCUCGACAUGGCCACCGCUACGGAACUGCUGAUCGAGAACGAUCCAACGGAGAUUCGCUGCCAGGAGAAAACCAAAGGAGGCUUGCGUUUCGAAGUGAUCUUGGCCGAGCCCACGGCUCCAGCCAAGCGAGCUCCUUCGCCUCAGCCGUCACCCACUCAGCUGACGGUCAACAUCGAGGACAAAUUGCGAGCGGCGGAAGAGCGUCGAUUGUCCCUUGAAGCCAACAAGAUUGCCGCGCUCAAUGUCCGCCUCAGCAAAAUCGAGGAAGUGUCGCGCAAGAAGGAUGAGCUCAACGAAACGUUCGUUAAUGCAACUCGAGAGUCGCUCAAUUUGAAAAUGAAGGAUAAUGAGGAAAAGAGAGAAGCUUACAUCAAUGAUCUCAAGAACAAACUCAAAGAGCAUUUGGAGACUGUUGAAAAAACCAGAUUGUCUCUAGAUCAACAAACUGAAGAAGUGCGCGUAGCGCUUGAAGAAAAACUCAAAACUGCUACAGCUCAGAGAGAUGAAAACACGAAGAAAAUGCUAGAUCGGCUGAAAGAGCACGAAGAUCAGGUAGCUCGCGUGCGCAAGGGCAUGAGUGAGAGAGUACACCAGCUUGAGGCUCAAAUUCAGAGCAAAUUGGAUCAAGCUCGAGAAAGACGCGAAACCAUUGAGCGAGAGCAAAUAGAGAAGCUUAAGAUUCAUGAUAAACGCGUCGAAAUGGUCAGGCAAAAUAAGGCAAAAUGCGUCCAAAACAAUCAUGAUGAAUGCAACGCAGAUAUGCCGUUAGCUAAUGAAACUGCAAGCUCUGGUUAAAAUGGAAAACUAGAUUUAAUGUCUGCAUCGCCAUCAUUAACGCACAAUAUAUUUUUACUUUAUACACUUGAUAAUUCUUAUAUUUAAUCAUACGUUUAAAUGAAUUCUAUCAUAGCAUUCAUUUCGGAUGCUUUGCUAGAUUAUGACUUUUAGAAUACUUUUUUAUACUACUUGUUUUCAUGUAUUUGAAAAUUAAGCUCAUUUGUCUAUUUUAACUUACUGAUUACGCGCAAAUUUAACGCUUUUAAAGUGGAUAAAAACGCGAGUUUCAUUUUAAGUAUCUUAAAAACACUGGGAUGUUUUAUUUUGAUUCAUUUUUUAUAAUUUGAUUAUAGGGGUAUCAAAAUUAAUAUUCAAAU
Molecule: messenger RNA, 1628 nt
Organism: Trichogramma pretiosum
Lineage: Eukaryota; Metazoa; Arthropoda; Insecta; Hymenoptera; Trichogrammatidae
Gene: stai
Product: MAP7 domain-containing protein 1
Exons: 6
Coding region: 481-1269 (262 amino acids)
Biological process (GO): neuron projection development; regulation of microtubule polymerization or depolymerization; microtubule depolymerization
Cellular component (GO): neuron projection; cytoplasm
Molecular function (GO): tubulin binding
Source: RefSeq, a predicted model, not a curated record